Phytophthora nicotianae INRA-310 is the source of this 1301-nucleotide messenger RNA. RefSeq lists its product as hypothetical. The coding region runs from base 14 to 838 and encodes 274 amino acids. The record is from RefSeq and is a predicted model, not a curated record. The transcript has a single exon. NCBI's taxonomy places the organism in Eukaryota, Oomycota, Peronosporomycetes, Peronosporales, Peronosporaceae.
AUCUUUUUCAAAGAUGCUACGUUUGGUGUGGCUCGCUUGGUUGACCCAAUUCGGCUCUUCGCAGGCGUGGCUGCGCGGCAGUGAUGGCCGUGCGCAAUGGGAUUACGAGUGGCACUUCGAGGGGUUUGAGCUGUUGUCACUGGAGUCCGAGCCCAGCUCUCACUGCGCUGAAUUGUGCAUCACAGAGGCGAAUUGCUCCCACUGGACAUGGGCGUCUGCAUCCGACGGCACGUGUCAGCUCAAACAGGGAGCUACCAACGCUGUUGUUCUCCACGCCAGUCAUUUGUGCGGCUUCUUACCGGCCAGAUUCGCCCCGGAUGAGACUCGGGCCUACGACUUCGGGCUGACGCUCUCAGAAGACACAGAAGAUGACAUGACAGAAGACGAUGCGGAGACGGCGCUGCGGAUGCUCAAUUCCUUUCGGACCAAGCGCGGGAAGAGCAAGCUAUCGGUUGACGCGCGGCUGGUUCUGAUCGCUCAUGAACUGACGACGACGUGUCGAGCUGUGCCAUUCACCACCAACAUGAAUGAUGGAGAAGGGUAUGAGUUUUUUCCUGCUUUGCCGACUUCUAUGACACCUAGAGAUUUUACCGGCGAGGUGCAUGCAAUAUCAGUUGCGGCACCCCCGGACAGCUCUGUUAAACACGCGAUAGAGUGGUGGACAAGUGCUAUUGACAGCAGGACUGGAGCUAAACCUUUUUACUCGGAUGGUGUGGGUAUUGUUGGCUUGGCAAAGCGCCAAGUCAGUUCGUGCUGGGAAAGCAAAGUUAACAGUAGUGGCAACGGUGGCAGCUCUUUUGAUAUCGUGUGGACGAUGCUGUUGGCAAAAUACGAGUAAGAGCAAACUCGAAAGAGAGGGAAUAACGCGUUUUGCAUUUGCUGCGGAUUGGCAGUCUGCGUGAAUUGACCAAGCCUUCAUGAUCGUGCUUCGUAGUGGCCGCAGUUUACCCAUCCAUGAAUCAAAUCGACGACCUUGCCGAUCAUCGGAAGGCAUCGGACCGAUGCCCUUCCUUAGACUUUUUAGGAGCUUCUCGACAGUACGGCCCUCGUACACAAAUUCUGGAUCGUUGCUGACAGUUAACAGCAGCUGAGGCAAAGUACUCCGCAUUGCCAUUUUCUUGACUGACACUUAUAGUCCGUGAAUUGUACCCGUGGCCCAGCUCAGGUGGAAUGACGCAUGACGCUUGAUCACCAGGUUGGUAGUAGCUCUCAGCACCGCUCCUAGAUAGCCACCCCAGCAAUAGCCGUUGUCACUGUUGUGCCCAAAGUCUCAAUAAAUAACCCCGCCAUCAACUACUGGA